Cervus elaphus (red deer) is the source of this 4332-nucleotide messenger RNA. RefSeq names its product chromosome 22 C12orf4 homolog (gene FERRY3). Gene Ontology annotation, cellular component: cytoplasm. The record is from RefSeq and is a predicted model, not a curated record. The transcript has 11 exons. NCBI's taxonomy places the organism in Eukaryota, Metazoa, Chordata, Mammalia, Artiodactyla, Cervidae. Bases 142 to 1479 code for a protein of 445 amino acids. Gene Ontology annotation, biological process: regulation of mast cell degranulation.
UCGUGACCGGAGCAAGGAAGCUCCCUCGGGCCGGAACCCUCGAGUCGGGGGCCUGGUCCCCUCACUCGGCUGGGACUUCUCGGCGCGACAGUCUGCCCUCCCUUCCCUGACUCAGCUCGCCUUUUCCCAUCCCAUUGUUGUAUGGAAAUCUUCCUUGAUUUCAGCGCUCGGGAGGGUCCAAGUGGCUCUGUGUUUUCUAGAAUCCUGCUAAAGAUGAAGAAAAACAGAGAAAGAUUCUGCAACCGAGAGAGGGAAUUUGUGUAUAAAUUCAAAGUUGGAAGUCAGUGCUUUGAACUGAGGGUACCCCUCAAAUUUCCUGUUCAAGAGAAUGCCAGUCAUUUACAUGGACGUCUGAUGCUACUGCACAACUUACCAUGCUUUAUAGAAAAAGACUUAAAAGAAGCUCUGAGCCAGUUUAUCGAAGAAGAAUCCCUCAGAGAUUAUGACAGGGAGGCCGAAGCCGCCCUGGAAGCUGUGAAGUCAGGUGAAGUCGAUCUGCAUCAUCUGGCAAGCACAUGGGCCAAAGCUUAUGCCGAGACCACGCUAGAGCACGCGAGGCCCGAGGAGCCCAGCUGGGAUGAAGACUUCGCAGAUGUGUACCAUGACCUCAUCCAUUCUCCCGCCUCUGAAACUCUCCUAAACUUGGAACACAACUACUUCGUCAGUAUUUCCGAACUCAUUGGUGAAAGAGAUGUGGAGCUGAAAAAGUUACGGGAGAGACAAGGUAUUGAAAUGGAAAAAGUGAUGCAGGAGUUGGGAAAGUCACUGACAGACCAAGAUGUAAACACCCUGGCUGCUCAACAUUUUGAAUCCCAGCAGGACUUAGAAAAUAAGUGGUCCAAUGAAUUAAAACAAUCGACUGCCAUUCAAAAACAAGAGUAUCAGGAAUGGGUAAUUAAACUUCAUCAAGACCUGAAAAACCCCAACAACAGCUCCCUCAGCGAGGAAAUUAAAGUUCAGCCAAGUCAGUUCAGAGAAUCCACUGAAGCAAAUGGAAGGGUUUAUGAGGAGCAGAGGAAGUUAGAAGAAAGUUUUACCAUUCACUUAGGGGCCCAGUUGAAGACCAUGCAUAACCUGAGGUUGCUGAGAGCAGACAUGCUGGACUUCUGUAAGCACAAGAGGAACCAGCGAAGCGGCGUGAAGCUCCACCGACUGCAGACAGCGUUGUCGCUCUACUCCACGUCCCUUUGUGGCCUGGUGUUGCUGGUCGAUAAUCGAAUCAAUUCCUACAGUGGCAUUAAGAGAGAUUUCGCCACAGUUUGCCAAGAGUGCACUGACUUUCAUUUCCCUCGGAUUGAAGAGCAGCUGGAGGUUGUCCAGCAGGUGGUACUUUAUGCAAGAACCCAGCGCAGGAGCAAGUUGAAAGAAUCUCAUGAUUCUGGAAGCCGAAAUGGAGGAAGUGAUGAUAAGACUAAAACUGCAGAUAGAAACUAUUUAAAUAUUUUACCUGUUCAGGCCCUUGAUGCUCUUCCAGACUGAAUGCCCUCGGAUGACCCUCAGCAGUGUUUGUAUGACAGGUCACAACAGGAAGGCCCCUUUGCAGACAUUGUGUCAAGUUUCUUCAACCACAUGUCACAGGUACAGAAACAACCAAGGUUGUCUGGCCCCAUUUCCUUCCCCAGAUUUUCGAUGCCGAGGCCACAUUCCACGUAAUCCUGGUGCUCACUACCCUCCUGGCCAGCUAGCUGUGGUCGUCGGCUUCCGGGUGCGCGCCCACCUCAGACAGCCCACCCCGGUGGGUGAUGCUAAGUGGCGGGGAUUGCGUCACCACGUGGCGGUUCUCCACUUUGUGGAGCAGGAAACCGUCCUCCUCUCUGUCUAAAAAUACCUUCAUUGAGACAGGAUUUAUCUUAUCUCUUUGUAGAUCCAUAAUUUAAAUCAUCUAUAUUUAGUGGCUUUCUUAAAAUGUGUCACCCUUAUCUGUUCUGGAGGUACAGAUGUCUGAUUUUUUUAAACUUAACUCUUUUUUGCUGUGUGUGAAAAGUUUUCCCUCUUGGUCCCUCUUGGAGAAAGCCUGUAGGUGAGAAUCUGUCUAUUACUAGUAAAUCAGGAGACUGUGCCAUAAGUCAGCAUCAGAGAAGGAGUCGUAAGGGUUCAGUGAGCUAUGCUGGUAGCUUCUGAGUUUCCGUUUGGGGAAAGCUUGCCAGCCUAGCCAGGAAGGAUACAGGAGAUUAGAAGGGUCCAGAUCACAAAAUGCUUCUAGAUUUCAAAGUUACAGAGAAAGAGUUUGAUUUAUGUCUCUUUUAACCAGUGAGUUUGCUUUGUCGUUAUUUAAUUACCUGUAGCUUGUAUCAUCUUAAGAAUUAAACAUCAGCUUCUUUAAUUCUUAGAACAGCUUUGUAAGGAAAGCAGUCAGGCGUUAUUUUUCCCAUCUAAUUCAUGAAGUACAGAGGAUCCAUAAAUUGAAUUGAUUUGCCCAAGAUCACUCAAUCAGUCAGUACUAGACGCCAGAUCUUCUUAACACACAGUCUGGUCCCUUUUCCUACCAUCUUCUGUUAUUUCAAUCACCGCUGCCAGCUCCGAGACCCCCAUUGUUCCUCACGGGUAAAACGAGGCCCAGGACAAGUUGUCUGAGGUCAGAUGAAGCAGUGCCGGCUUGGGGAUUAGGAACACCUGACUUGUGCACUAAGUCAUCAGCCCCCAUGCUGGCCGUGGCCCAGGUUCAACAUGGUGACUCCCAUCACCUAAGCCAUCAGCCAGAGCUCGAAAGGUGAGGCUUCAUGGCACCUGCCCGGUUUCUGAUAAGCAGUCUGCGUCUCAUGUUGCCUGCCAGGGAAAUGGCAGCCAUACCACUUCUUGCCAGACAAGUUUUUUUCUUUUAAUGUUUCUUUUGUCUAGUUUGGCCUGUCACCGGCCUUUCUUUAAUUUCUUUUAUGGCUUAUCUAGUUCUUAUAUCAUAAGUCAAAGAAAAAAAAAAACAGACUUUUGACUAGGGCCUAUCAGUGACACAACUUAUGUACACUUGUAACUGGAAAUGGUUAAACACUGUGCCAGUGUGUGUUAAGUGCUUUAAACAUACUCUGUGUUUAUAAGUAAAUAUAAAGUAAAAUCCUAAGAUAAGGACCUUGAGGCCAGGAUGAGCGGAAUUUGUGGGGACGUGGGUUAGUGAUGGAAGACUAGGUUUUAUAACAGCAGGAUUUUCCUCGAAGAACAUCUCAGAAUUUCCAGUGAGGCAGGUGUGUUUAUAAAAACAUAUUUUUAAAAAAAACAUAUUUUUAUAUGCUUUCUGUUUGUUUACAUUGACAGAAACUGCCGAAUAUAAAAGCCAGUGGCUGGCAUGGCUACCUAGGAAAUGGAGUGAUUGUAGAAAGCCUGGAUGUUAAGGCUUGAUAAAACAAGCUUUUGGUUGAAAACGUUUGAUUCCCAUUCAGCAAACCAAAGCUUACCAGGUACCUUCUGUGUACCAGGUCCUAUAGUUUCAUGAGCUGCAGACAGCACGGUAAACGAGAGAGACAAAAGUCCUUACAGUCACGGCAUGUAAACAGUGGUGCACUCUUUAAAACAACCUCAUAAACAGAUAACAAAAGAAUUUCAGUGCUGAGGAGAAGAUAAAACAGAACAAUGUGAAAGAGAAUGAGUGAGGGGUGAGGGAGUCCUACAUCAAUCAGAUGGGUCAAUCAAGGAAGACUUCUGGGAGGAGGUGACUUUCGUUCUGAGACAUGAUUGGUGAAAAGCAGUCAUCUGGACAGGAGCCAUGGGGGAAGGGCCCUCAGGAAGCAGCCCUGGAUCAGGAACAAGGCUGGUGUAUUUGAAGACCUUAAGGAAGGCCGUGUGGCUGGGGCAGGAGGAGAGGGUGUGACAAGAGGAUGGAGUUUGGGUUUUUUUCCUGAGUGUCAUGUGAGCCUUUUGGACCAUAUUAAGUGGGAGAGUUAUGUAAUCUGAUCUAUACUUAAAAUCAUUUUAACUGUACGUGUGGAUAUGAUCUGUUGGUGGGCAAGAAUGGGAACAGAGAGGUUAAUUUGGAGGCUGUUGCUGAAACCUAGGUGAUAAGAUGGUAUUGUGAACUAGGGUGAUAGCAAUAAAAAUGGAGUGUUCAGACUUGAGAUAGUUGAGGUGGCCUUCAUGGCAAAUAGAAGGAGAAAAAAUGGAAGCAGUGACAGAUUUUAUUUUCUUGGCCUCCCAAUUCUCUGUGGGCAGUGACUACAGCCAUGAAAUAAAACGCUUGCUCCUUGGAAGGAAAGCUGUGACAAACCUAGACAGUGUAUUAAAAAGCAGAGACAUCACCCUGCUGACCGAGGCCCAUAUAGAUAAAGCUAUGAUUUUUCCAAUAGUCAUGUACAGAUGUGAGAGUUGGACCAUGAAGAAGGCUGAGCACCAAAGAAUUGAUGCUUU